Molecule: messenger RNA, 1935 nt
Organism: Adineta steineri
Lineage: Eukaryota; Metazoa; Rotifera; Eurotatoria; Adinetida; Adinetidae
Source: the annotation of a GenBank genome assembly
AUGUUUGACUCGUCAUCUUCAUCCGUCAUCGAAAAUUCAUUAUCCGAUGAACGUGAUAAUUUAUCAAAACGAAAAAAUAUAUUAAAAAAACAACAACAGCAAAAUUAUACAGUAUCGAAUCGAUAUCAUCGAUUAAAACCAACUGAAAAUUUAACUACUACAACAAUUAAUCCAGUAAAAGUUAAUAUUACUGAAGAUGAAGCUAUAGAUUCUAUGUGGUCAUCUUCUUCAGAUGAUGAUAAUCAUUUAUUAAAAACUUCAACUAUUACUGAACAAUAUUCCAAUUCAUCAUCAUCUUCUGAUUCAUCUUUUGAUCUAUGUUCAAACAGUAAUGAUUCUGAUUUAAAAACACGUUCUUUAUCAUCUGGUUAUGAAUCAUCAUUAAAUUCUAUUCCGGAUCAUUUAUUUUCAUCAUCACCAGAUUCGAUAAGAAUACCGGAUUGUAAUCUUGUUGAACAAUUUGUUAAUUUACAAUUACAAAAACAAUCAUCAUUUGAUCAAGAUAUAGCUUCUUCAUCAUUGAGUUCAACAUCAGGUUCAUUUCGUUCUCACGAAUCGAUUUUAAAUAUUCAUUCACCUUCAUAUUGUCGAAAAUGUAUUAGUAAUAAUCAAGUAUCGAGUGAUACAGAUGAUGAUUCACAAGCAACAACAAUAUCAACGAAUGUAUUACCAUUACAAGAACAACAAAAUAAACGACCAAGAAGUUUACCAAUAGCUAUUCAACAAUCAAAAGGUAUAAUAAAGGAUGAUGAUGAUGACGAUGAAACAGAUAAUAGUUCUCAAAAUUCUCCUCCUUCUUGUCAUUAUUCAAUAAAUCUUUCUCAAAAAACUCGUUUUCGUCCAUGUGAAUUAAAUACUGAUAUAUUUCCAGAAACUAAUUUAACUAUAGCAACAAUAGAUAAAUCAAGUAUUAAUGAAUCAACAACAAUUACUCAAAAAAAUUCAUUAGAACAUUUUAUAAUGAGUCCAACUGAUAAAGUUAAAAUACAAAUGAAAUAUCAAGAAAAUAAUCUAAAAAGUAAUGAAUUAAAAAUUUCUCAACCUGAAGAUAUUGAUUUUAAACGAUCAAAACUAAAAGCUAUUCGAGUACUUUAUCAAAAUCGAAUUAAACUUAACAGUAUUUCUUCUCCGGUGACACAACAAAACUUAACUAAACUUCCAUUGAAAACAAUAGGAUAUUGUGAUUCUCCUUUAGCUAAACGAACUGUUAAUCCACGGUUAUUUAGAAGUGCUUUAUCAUGUAGUGUAUUCGAAGCUGAUGAUGAACAUGAAGUUGUUUCAUCAUCAACUCGAUCCGGUGUUAGUGGAAAGCAUGAAAAGUUUCAAACUGAAAUAUUCAAUUGUUUACGAAUUAAUUUUAUAGAAUCAUUAUUACAUGGAAAAAUUCUUCCUUGUGGUAUACUCGAUGGUUUUACAAUUAAAUUAGGUGCAAGUGGACUUUUCAUGCCUAAACAAGUGGCUUUACCUGUUACAACAUUCUGGUUUAAUGUAUCUGAAUAUCAAGCAGCAUCGCCUUAUCUCGGUUAUAUAAAUUUACAAAGUUUACCAAAACGUGGCUAUCAUACGCCAACAAAAGGAACGAUAACUUUAGCUUUAUUAAAUCCAAAUGGAACAGCAGUUCAUUUAUUUUUAAUUGUAUAUGAUUUAAGUGAUAUGCCAGUUGAUCAUCGAACAUUUAUUCGUCAACGAAUUGUUAUGAUGCCAGACAAAACUCAUAGUAAUACAACAGAUAGACAAUCAUCAAAAGAAACUCUUAGAUAUUUAGCUCAUAUUAAUUUUGUAACAUCUCAAACAGGCAAACUCUAUAUGCAUUCGGAUAUACGAUUGAUAUUUGCACGUAAUAAACUUGAUUAUGAUGAACGAACUGGAAAUGGUAAACCUCAAUUAGUUACAUUAACAGAUGUACCGACACCAAAAUAUUGGCCACGUAAAUAA